UUUUUGCGAUUUAAUUUUUGGAUCUCUCCGCCAAAUUUUCUCCCUCUUUCUUCUUCUCUGUGUCGCUCUCUGGCUUUCACAUCUCAGCUACUACUGCUCGUGAACUCUCUCUCUCUCUCUCUCUCUCUCUCUCUCUAUCUAAACCAACUCUCUUUCUCUCUCUAAAUCCCGCCCUUUCUAUGAAAUCAUAGAAGGAUGGCGACCUCAGCAUUCAAAUCGACCUCGAAGCGGACGCCAAUCGGAGCGCCGUCGGCUUCGGUGGACGACUCUGCGUCGUCGAAUCGGAACUCGGCUCACCGACGGUCUAGAAGCCUGAGUCGUUUCUCCCGCCGGCUGACGGAGCCGGCAAUCGAUGACUUCGAUGAUGUUCCAGCUCCCAAAGGGAAGUUCGUGAACACGGUCAGAGGCUCAGGUUUUCCCGAAAUCAGUCUCGACGACCUAGCUGUCGAAUUCUUCGGGUCGUCCGGAGACCGAGGGCGUUCGGGUUCUCGGAAUUCUCAGGCUAGCCCGGCGAGUGGAAGCAGUGCGGCACAGAGACGAGGGAGGUCGGUGUCGAGGCAAGGUUCGAAAUUGCAUGGUAGCGGUGGCAAUGGUGGUGGGGAUGGGAGGGGCAAUGUUGUUAGUCACUCCGGUGGGGGAGGGGUAGGUACGGAAAAUAGUGGUAAUUCGAGGAGAAGGAGAUCGGUUUCGGUGGUGAGGUAUCAGGUUAGCGAUUCUGAGAGUGACCAGAAUGGUAGUGAUGCUAAUUCGAAGAGCUUUACUAGCAGAAACAACCAGACCCACUUGUCCCACAAGCCAACAGCUUCAAGUCAUAGACCGGGAAUGAGAAGAUCCCUUAGCCAGAAAGACUUCAAGUCCUGUGAUGGCUAUUCUAGCCACUCCUCAGUUUUAACUGACGAUGAAGGGAGGGAUACUCAUUUCAGUAAAAAUGGAAUUGAGAGGACCAUACGAGCAGUUUAUGCAAAGAAAAAGGGAGAGCACCCAACCGGAGAUGAUGCAAACACUGGAUUUUAUGAAGUAAUGCGGAAAGAACUUAGAAAUGCUGUGGAAGAGAUAAGAACGGAGCUUGAACAUGCAAUGGUAAAAACAAAAUCCACUGUUCCAGUAAAUGGUGAUGUCUUCAAUUCAAACAGUUCUGAUGUGCUCAAGGCUGUAACUUCAAUUAGACAGAAUUACUCAACCAAAUUGGAACAGUCUGAGAAGCGUAAACAAGAUUUAUUAUCUGAAAUAGUGUUGGAGGAGCAACGUAAUAGGGAGCUGUCAAAGAUUGUUAAGGAAUUGCUUCCUGAACAAAAUAACAGUGUUCGUACUGAGAAACCACCACAAUCUAGAAGGAGGAGUACUGACAGAAGUAGGAUGUCAAAGAGGUUGACGGAGGAGGCAGAAAAAUACAUUGAGGAUUUUCUUUCCAAUGUUGAAGAUACUGAUAUAUCAUCGCUUGAUGGAGAAAGGAGUGAUACAAGUUCGAGCUUAGGGGGAAUAACCAAGACAGAAAUUUCUCAUAGUCCUGCAGUGAUUGUACCGCUUCCCGUUGAAAUGGAUGGGGUCGUACUACCUUGGUUGCAGUGGGAGACUAGUAAUGAAGUUACACCUCUUCCAUACAAGAAUAAGAUGGACCCACCGGUGACUCCAAAAACUAUCUCGUGGGAUGCUGCUCAGGAAGUUUCUAACUCACAAGAUCGAAGUAUUCAUUCUGCCAGUAGCCGUGGAAGUUGGAGCCCCGGAAUUAUUGAUUCCCAUUCAAUGAAUAUUCGAGAAGGUAUAGCAAGUAAACUUGGAGAAUUAGGUCACUACCAAUGUCCAUCAUAUACUGAUGGACCAAAAACACCAAGUUUUGACAUGGAAGAGUACCUGAAACUUCAAAGCAAUGAAGAUGUUCUCUUUGAAAGAAUUAGGCAACAACAGAGAAUUAGUUCAGGCAGUCUACUCCUCUGUAACCGAAUGUUUUUCUAAAUAUAAAAUCUUUAUGAAGGUUGUUUCUCCUUCAUUAUGAACUACAGUGAUUUAUCACUUUGUAUAGACAAUUUGUUCUGCUUCAUUUUGUCAAUAAAAUUUAGUUUGUUUCUGGGUUA
Molecule: messenger RNA, 2072 nt
Organism: Ziziphus jujuba (common jujube)
Lineage: Eukaryota; Viridiplantae; Streptophyta; Magnoliopsida; Rosales; Rhamnaceae
Exons: 9
Coding region: 196-1953 (585 amino acids)
Source: RefSeq, a predicted model, not a curated record